Cuculus canorus (common cuckoo) is the source of this 1297-nucleotide messenger RNA. RefSeq lists its product as uncharacterized. The record is from RefSeq and is a predicted model, not a curated record. The transcript is spliced from 2 exons. The coding region runs from base 97 to 1041 and encodes 314 amino acids. NCBI's taxonomy places the organism in Eukaryota, Metazoa, Chordata, Aves, Cuculiformes, Cuculidae.
AUCCAGCCUGGCCAGAACCCUCUGGAGAUCCUCCUGCCCUCCAUCCAUGGAUCCAGCCUGGCCAGAUCCCUCUGCAGAUCCUCCUGCCCUCCAUCCAUGGAUCCAGCCUGGCCAGAUCCCUCUGGAGAUCCUCCAUCCAUGGAUCCAGCCUGGCCAGAUCCCUCUGCAGAUCCUCCUGCCCUCCAGCCAUGGAUCCAGCCUGGCCAGAUCCCUCUGGAGAUCCUCCAUCCAUGGAUCCAGCCUGGCCAGAUCCCUCUGCAGAGCCUUCCUGCCCUCCAUCCAUGGAUCCAGCCUGGCCAGAUCCCUCUGCAGAUCCUCCCUGCCCUCCAUCCAUGGAUCCAGCCUGGCCAGAUCCCUCUGCAGAUCCUCCUGCCCUCCAUCCAUGGAUCCAGCCUGGCCAGAUCCCUCUGCAGAUCCUCCUGCCCUCCAUCCAUGGAUCCUGGAUUCGGCCUUUGCGUUGCUGUUGUCUCCGUACUCCCGAAACCAUUCCUGGAAACAAUCGGUGAUUACACUUUCCUCCUCUUCCUCCUCCUCCUCCCAGUCCGGAAGUGGUGUGUUUGUAACGGGAAUAGCGGUGUCCUUCUGCCGAGCUCUGGAUCCACCCUUCCAUGUUCAGAUCCGGUUGGAUUCACCGCCCGCCUCGGGGUGGCAGGAAGGCAAGAGAGCGGCUUCACGUGCCGUGUUGGACCUGCGUUGCCCUCAAAGGAGCCGGAGGGUCUUUGGAUUAAAGGAAAACACAGACGGACACCGUGGAUAAACCAGGAACACCAUGCAGGCAUCGCCUGUCCAGGAUGGGGUGUCACCUCAAGGAUGGAGGAGGUUGAAGGGUCACCUCAGGGAUGGAGGGGGAUGGAGGAGGAUGGAGGGGGAUGGAGGAGGAUGGAGGGUUCCCUUGAGGAUGGAGGAGUAUGGAGGGUCACCUCGGGGAUGGAAGAGGACGGAGGGUCACCUCAGGGAUGGAAGAGGAUGGAGGGUCAUCUCGGGGAUGGAAGAGGACGGAGGGUCACCUCAGGGAUGGAAGAGAACGGAGAGUCCCCCUGAGGAUGGAGGGGGACGGAGGGUCACCUCAGGGAUGGAAGAGAAUGGAGAGUCCUCCUGAGGAUGGAGGAGGACAGAGGGUCACCUCAGGGAUGGAAGAGGAUGGAGAGUCCCCCUGAGGAUGGAGGAGGACGGAGGGUCACCUCAGGGAUGGAAGAGGACGGAGGGUCACCUCAGGGAUGGAAGAGGACGGAGGGUCACCUCGGGGAUGGAAGAGGACGGAGGGUCACCUCGGGGAUGGAAGAGGAUGAAGGGUCAC